Molecule: messenger RNA, 2002 nt
Organism: Aedes aegypti (yellow fever mosquito)
Lineage: Eukaryota; Metazoa; Arthropoda; Insecta; Diptera; Culicidae
Exons: 9
Coding region: 129-1913 (594 amino acids)
Source: RefSeq, a predicted model, not a curated record
UGUUUCGAGCGUUUCGAGUGCGCUGUCUCUCGCUGCUUCAUCUAGAUGCUGUUUUGUUUUCAGUGAAAGACGCUUCCCGCUGCAGAUUCUCGUAAGAUUCCAUUGGAAAGUUAAGUUUUAUUCGGAAAAUGUUUGGGGAUUACAAGGAGGAACCACCGUUGGAAAUGAGCUUUCAGGAUGUUGGAGAUCUUCCGAGCGCCGGCCCCAGCCGGUAUCGGAAGCGACGUAUGUCAGCAGGUAAAAGUCCCGGGUUGCGGCUUCCGGAAGUGACGGAAUCUUCUAUCGAGGACAUGAACCGACUGCUGCAACAAUGGGGCUUGGAGGCUCUCUCCGAUAGAUUCGCCGAGCAUUUGAUUGACCUGAACGUGUUGGACUAUAUUCUGGAUGUUGAUAUCGUUGAUUUGUGCCGUGAUUUGCCGAUUCGGUACAGGCUAGUUUUGCGGCACAACAUCCAAAAUGGAUACCAUAAAAAUAUCAUCAUUGGCGAUCAAUCAGGCAAACGACCACAUACAGUUAUUACUUUCUCCAAAGACACCGGCGCCUUUGAUUCCGAUUCUCCGGAUAGACGUAAACGUAAGAAGAAGAAAAAUACGGCAGAUCCGAUGAUGUUCGACACCUUGGGAAGCGACAUUGAACCUUCCAGUUUCCUAGCGGAAGAAACACCCGCCAAUCAUAAUGACACUUCCGGAACGGAGUCCGUUAAAGAGGAUGCGUCAAUUCGUUCCAUUCUCAUCAAGGAGCCGAAAUUCCGAUCCAUACUGAACUACCUGGACAAGGGUCUUGUUCCAGAUGCUACGGGUUUGCGCUACAUGAAUAGACUAGUGGUAAACCACUUUUUCGAGGAGCGCAUACUGGAGGAGUCCAGCUACCCUAAGAAACAGGAAAAACAUGCAUUAGCUUUGAAAAUUCUGGAAGCAUUUCCGCAGCUGGAGAAAACACGCGUCACGCCAGAUGCUCCAAAAGAGUCAUACUUUUUCUGGAUUUGCGGUGGCAAAGAUAAGGGACCCCACACAGGUCUGAUCGAAACACGUACGGCAAACAUGCGGAAGGAAGUACCUCCAGAGCAGCGACGCUAUCAAAGAAAGGAAAAAGGAACGGUCGUCAACUACAUUCUACCCGACAGUAUUCGUGAGCAUGCAACAACCAUCGCCUCUUUGGAACCACUGCCCUCCAACGAAGAAGCAAUUUCAAAUGGUAUGAAUGAAUGUAUCGACCUUCACUCGUGCAUUCUUCAGCAGGGCGAUUCGGACCUAACCGAAGCAUUGGUAUCUACGUUUCCACAUCUGCUUUCCUAUCGUGGAAAAAUGGUACAACAAAUUUUCCAGCGUCUACAUACCUACUACGAAUCUACAGCCCGAUCGGAUAAGUUUUUGCUCCUGGGAUUACUGAUAGAUACAAAAAGCUUCAACAAUGUUGAGAACAAAUACAUCAGAGCCACUCUCAGAAUCCUGAAAAAGUUGACCGUGUCUGGUAAAAAGAACGAGUCUGGCGAAUCGUCUUCCGAAGAGGCUGAAGCCGCACCCCUAAUCAGAUGGAUAAAGCCCAAGGAAGGUGAACAGGAUGUUCAAGCCGUACAACGACACGUUUCAGCACUAUCGUACCUCGCUCCACAUAUCGUGUGUGUGGCAGACGUUUUCAAAAAAGGGGACAUGUUCGUAGUAUUUCAGGGAAAAUACAUUGCAUGUGGAAAAUCAGCCGCUCACACUUUGGAUGUGUUUUUCAAAAUAUUUGCCGUAUUCGGUAUUCCUGUUCCAGUGUUGCUCAGAAAGAUACACGAACUGCUGAUGGUGUAUCUGUGGAAAGUGACGAGCACAUGUAAAAGCGUCGCCGUUACAAAGCUCAUGGGUAAGCUGAAGGAGCUGGAAAUGUCUAACGAUGAAGAUGACUAUGAAGAUGCGGACGACCUGUCUUAGGAUUAGGAAAUGAAAUGCUUUAUGAAACGUUGACUGAUCUGCUGUAAAUGUUAAAAACAAAUAAAACCACUGACAAAGAGAUAAGCCAA